AUGGAGACAGCCCCCAAAUCUAUGCCGAGCCCGUUGAGGAGCUCGGGUAGUUGGGCCGCCCUUGAUGGGUUGGAUAGGGCCCCGAUCAGCUGGGAAAAGGCAAUGAGUCCUCCGAGUGACCCACUUGCUACAAAUGCAAGGCUAAAAUUAACAUUGACUGUGAUGCUACAUAGUGGUGAUUUCGGCAAAUUCGCUAUCAAUAGCAUAUGCCCAACUGCCCAAGAGAUUACAGGAAACAAACGAAAAAAAAAAGGACCUGAUGUCGGGAGAAGAUGGGCCGUUUGGGGCGGAGCAGGUGACGGCGGAGGACCACCCUCGACUUUUCCGGCAUCGUACAGUGUCGGAGGCGGCGUACCGGUGGCUGUGGAGGAAAAUCCGAGGGAUUUGACGGCCGGAUUGCGAUUGGGGCAGUCGAUUAAAACAAUGGAGAGCCGCGCCACGGCGGCCAUGGCCAGGCGAACAGCAGUGUAUUGUGUGGCUGCAGUCGGCAAAUGGUGCAAAGCGUUGGGGUUGAUGUCUGGUGGGGAGGGCACUAUAUUGCUUAGGUUUUAUUAA
Striga asiatica is the source of this 555-nucleotide messenger RNA. Lineage: Eukaryota; Viridiplantae; Streptophyta; Magnoliopsida; Lamiales; Orobanchaceae. The record is from the annotation of a GenBank genome assembly.